CGUUGAAAUUUCCCGGUUUUCCGUUAAUUCAAAAAAAACAGUAAUAUUUCAUCAAACUCUUCAUGUUGAAUUCAUUUUUAGUACGGUGAGCACUAUCAAAUCCUUUGAAAAUGGAGGAGAAUCAGACAAUGAAAAUUCAAAGAAUGCUAUUACAGUUAGAUGAACAACAUAAAAUCCUUGGUGAUUCAAUGAAAAAAAAUAGGGAAGUAAAAAGAAAUAUUACUUUAUACAAACAUCUUAAGUCGUUCAAGGAAAUGAACGAAGCUUACUAUGUAGGGGUAGCAAUUUCUCAAGAUCCAAUAGAAAUUGAAAAAAUGUUUGGCUUUAGAAUUAAUCCAAAAAAAACCCAAAAUGGCUCAUUUCUUUUAGUUUGUUUGAUUUUACCAAAAAUUUUACAGACUGCGAUGGUUGAACUUGGCUUCCAUAUAAAUGUGAGUGUUCAAAUCUCUAGAAAAAGAUUAUGCAGAACACUGCCAGUCGAUGGAAGUAGUCCUAUUAAGGUGGUCUUGCCCUGGACAGAGUUCCCAAUCAAUUCUGAAUUAGAUAUUUCUUUUUUUGGAAAAGUGGAGACUAUAAAUAUUGUCUUUAGAACUCGAAAAAUAGUAUUGAAUAUGCCCCUAUUUUUGAAGUCUGUAAAACAUAUGGAACAAAACCGCAAGUAUAGAAACUACAAAGAUGACCUAAUGGAAAUAAGCAGACAGUAUAUUAUUCAUAAAAAAUGUCUUUACAAUGAAUAUAACUCUAAAUAUGCAAUAAUUGUUCCUAAAAAUUUUAAGUUAGUAGAUGUUUUAAGGAGAUCUUUUCCCCACCAUCUUAUAGGUAUGUCAGAUUCAAUGAUAGAAGAAGGAAUCUUUCAUAUUUUGAGAGAUACCAGUAUGGUUUCGCAGGUUGCCAUAGUUAAAGAGAAUAGGUGGGUGGAAAUUCAUUCUGAUAUAUAUAAUUUGUGGAAAAUGAAGCAAUAUUACAUUGAUGAGAAUUAUAAUAAUGGGCCGCUUGAAGUAUUGGCAAUAAAACAAUUUCUUGGAACCACAUAUCCAAAUCUCAAUAGGGGUAAUCCAUUAGAAGUGUAUUAUUCCUUGCGUGACUUAUGGAAAAUUAAUUUUGAAAGCUAAUAAUAGCAAUAAGUCGAAAUUUUCAAUUGCUCAAUUACUGUGUUGGAUUGAAAAUGGAAAUACUGGUGAUAUUAAUUGGAAAAUUGAGUUAUAUUUAUUAGUGAUAAGUACAUUUGAAUUUAUUUUCUCUUUUUCAAAGUUAUUGUUAUAUUCAUAUUGAAAUAAAAAAUAAAUUUCUGAAA
Messenger RNA from Harmonia axyridis, 1294 nucleotides. RefSeq lists its product as uncharacterized. NCBI's taxonomy places the organism in Eukaryota, Metazoa, Arthropoda, Insecta, Coleoptera, Coccinellidae. Bases 111 to 1112 code for a protein of 333 amino acids. The transcript has 2 exons. The record is from RefSeq and is a predicted model, not a curated record.